Messenger RNA from Thrips palmi, 2191 nucleotides. RefSeq lists its product as uncharacterized. Lineage: Eukaryota; Metazoa; Arthropoda; Insecta; Thysanoptera; Thripidae. The coding region runs from base 220 to 1812 and encodes 530 amino acids. The transcript has 7 exons. The record is from RefSeq and is a predicted model, not a curated record.
AAGCCGGCAGGGAAUACUUGCAGUGGUGGUGGGGGUACUUGGCUGCUGCCCCACUGUCAACUGUCGUUGACGAAGUUUUCCUGCACGGAGCGGCAUUCUGCUCCGCCUUUUCCAGUGUGUCCUGUGUGUCACGGCCAAGAUUAAACAAUCACAUUCAUAAUAGUCGCCUUGCCGGCCCCACUUCGGCCUACUUGUAAAUGUGAAACCUUUGCCUGUUUUAUGUCUCUGUGCGAACGCGUAGUUAUGCAUUGUUUCCGUCGUGUUUUUCGUAUGAAAUGCUGUGUUUGGUUACUGAGUGCCUUCUGCCUACUUUUCAUCCUCAGCACUCUUAAUUCUUUCCACGGAGAUAUGGUGGCUUUGAACCGUGUGAGGAAGUGCAGGGGCACUCAACCUCAAUCCUGGAUCUAUCAUGUUAAUGACGGAUGGCAAUACCGAAGGAACGUGUAUAAAAGGGGUACUAUGUACCUCAAGUGUGUGAAAAAAGACUGCCCUGGUUCUGCUCUCUGUGACAGGCCGAGAGGUUUUUUACACACGAAGGCACACACUCACAGAAGAGACAGAUUGUAUCCUAUGGUAUUACAGUUGCGUAGAAGAAUUUUGAACCGAUGUAGGAGUUUGGAAUUUAUUUCCUUUCGUCGCAUUUUGGUGCAAGAAAGUCGAAGGUAUCCCAUCCGAGUGCAAGUCAGAUUAAGGCUUGCCAAAAUCCGUAGUGCAAUGCAGCGUGCUCGAGCCAAGAUGUUUCCACCUGCCCCAGAUACUCUUAGGGAGUUGACUCGUAUUCUGCAGGAUCCGAGAUAUCGGAUUAUCUCAGCAACUCAUGACGCUCGUGAUAGCCUCUAUGCCGCAAGCGUGACAGCUGAUGAUCAGUCCCACCACAUAAUAUUCAUGUCAAGGCGUAUGGCCCGAGUAGCUCGCUCACUAGAUCUUCUAUUUGCGGAUGGGACAUUUAAGGUGAAGCCAGCUAUUGAUGAACUAGAUGAAGCAUCUCAGGUUUUUGCUCUAGUUGGAAACUGGGACCGUACAGUGAUACCACUGGGAUGGGUUUUAAUGCAAAGGCGGACAACAUCAGCCUAUGAAGCCGUUUUCCGAACCUUACGCAUUCUUUUGCGAGGAGGUGACAACUUCCGAACAGUAAUCACUGACUUUGAGUCAGCAACACGGAGAGCAUUUGCAAACAUUUUUCCUCAUUUGCGGCGUCAAGGAUGUUUCUUUCAUCUAGUUCGUGCCAUCAUCAAAUAUGCUAAGGAUGUGUUACUCAUGACUAGACUCUUGAGACUUUGGCCAUACAGUGAGCUGAUUAAGUGCUUCUGUUGUUUGGCACUGCUGCCAGUUCGAUUUAUGAGAAGAGGCUUCCUAAUUCUUCUGAGACUAACCAGGGAUCAGGGAGUGAGGAUCUAUAGGAAUAUGAGAAUGUUAAUUGAUUACAUCAGACGGCGAUGGGUUGCUCAUCCCAUUCGAAAGCAUUGGAUGUGUGUGUAUGGAUCGUUCCACCGCACCAAUAACACUUCAGAGAGCCACAACAAAAUGCUGGCAAACUUUAUUGGUGUGCAUCACCCUAAUACUUACAACUUCAUUGAUGCAUUGGGCUCCAUGGAGGCCAAUGCUUACGCUGAUGCAAUGGCCCUGGCAAUUGGAGAGAAGCCAAACCGAGGACGUAAGCUAUCAGCUAUUGCCCUGGAUCAGCGACUCAGGACUUUGUACAGAUCUAUCAGAAACCCUCCUGGAGAUCUAGAUGCAGCUAUCCUCCGUUUCUUGCGAGCUGCUGCCCAUACAUUCGACAACGCCUAUGACAGAGCAGUUCAAGAAGUUUAGCUAUCUUUGAGAAGUUAGAAGUAAAUAAGAGGUUUAUUCCUUGAGAUGAGUUGUGAACUGUGUGGUUUCAAUCUUUUCUCGCUGCCUGCAUGACAUUUCAGUUCAUGUUCAGGUGGUGUUCUUUCCGAAGCUGCCAUUAUUAUAUCAUUUCCUAAGUGCAAUAUUGUAAGAAAGUUUUUAUUAAUCAGCUAUAUGAGGUGCUUAAGAGGAAAAGGUCCAAAAGAAAAGUGAAUUUCUGAUGUUUAGACGCUCAUAACUUUGAUCCUUGCUGCCUUUUUCUUAUUGUUUUCAUGUAUAUGGCUGUGCAGCUUGAAGCUCUCACUCAAGUGUUCACUCUGAUAUCAAUUGUAAUUCUGCGCCUCAGUGUACAAAAUACACA